GGCGGCGCCGCGGCCCGAGCGGAGCCAGCGGGGCUGGCGGCGGUUGAGGACGGGCGCGCUCAGAUUCCUCAUGAAGCAGCAACUAGAAAUAAUCCUUUAGGAGAGGUGCUGUACUUGCCAAUGUUUGGGUUUUAAUUAGCUGCAAGAGAAGAUGCCUAUUUACACAGUUCCUGCCAGGAGCCCCGCUGGAACGCGAUGCUCAGCGGCUUCCUCACACCAUACCCCAGCCAGCAGUAAAGCAUCUGGGCUGAGGUCACAGGUGUUGGGAGACAAGGACUGCCUGCCUUCAGGCCCUCAGAAUAAGACUGAGGACGUGAAUAGGACCUAUGUGAUUUCAGCUUGUGAAAAAGUGAGUGAUGUGUCAACUUCUUUUAAACUGGAAGGCAGAUUAACUCUCCAGAGGAGAACUGGAGCAAGCAAAAAAUCAGUGUCCAGUGGUUACACAACACAGAGUACAGAGGAGCUACAAACAGAGAAAAGACUUACUCUGCAGAGGCGUGUGAGGACUGGCUCCACAGAGAGGAGUAAACUUAAUCAGAAUAUUGUGCCUAGAAAAGGAAAUUAUGACUCUGAUGCACAAGGAAAUGACAAGAUUGCAGUUCCACAGAAUAUUAAGGGUACAGGUGGUAUUAAACCAAACUUGAAGUUAACUGAAAGUCAGUCAAGUACCAAGUUGCAGCAUAACCUGAACAGCAAGGACUCCUUUAAUUUCAUUGGUGGUGUCUGUGAAAGUGCUAUCAACACGUGUUUACAAGAUAAGACAAGCACUGUUGACACAAAGUUCCAGAAUGAAGUUCCUAAAUCAGAACGGUUUGUUACCUCAAAAUGUACUAAUAGGCUGUCAGGAGAACAGCUGAAUGAAAAAAGCAAUAUAAAUAAACUUGCUGGGAAGCAAAGGGUACAGCACUUAAUGAUAAACCACAGCAGCUUGGAAAGACCAAGGACACCAGGAAAAGUUUUAACAGAAAGAUUUACAUUUACACCAAAGAACAGCACUUCUCAAGAUCCACCAUCUCUCAAGCUGCCCUCAAAUGAACCAACACCUCAUCUGCCAGUUUUAGCCAAGAAACUCCCUAGUGUGUCCAGCUCUCUUCCUGUGAGUACAAGCUCAGAAACAAAAGGGAACACAGAAACUCUAGCUGAGAGCAGCAGUGCUGGGGAAGAUGUUUUCAAAGUGAGAAACAGCAAAGUGAUCGUAGCUGUGCGGGUGCGGCCCUUCACAAACAGAGAGAAAAUUGAAAACUCAAUCCCUGUGAUCUCCAUGAGUGGUUCAGAGACAACUGUACAAAAUCCAUCCACAAACCAAGUUUACAGCUUCAGUUACGACUUCUCAUUCUGGUCUUUUGACAAGGGUCAUCCCAGUUUUGCAAGCCAAGCAGUGAUUUAUGAAACUCUGGCACUGCCACUCCUGGAAAGAGCUUUUGAGGGAUACAAUGCUUGUCUUUUUGCUUAUGGGCAGACUGGCUCUGGAAAGUCGUACACGAUGAUGGGAUUUGAUGAAGACCGAGGAAUAAUUCCAAGACUUUGUGAAGAUCUUUUCAAUCAAAUAGCACAAAUGGACAAGGAACAGGUUUUGUAUCAUCUUGAAAUGAGCUUCUUUGAGGUAUACAAUGAGAAAAUUCAUGACUUGCUUGUCUUUAGAGCUGAAAAUGGACAGAAGAAACAACAACUUCGAGUAAGAGAACAUCCAGUGUUAGGACCAUAUGUGGAAGGCCUGACAGUAAAUGUUGUCCGUUCUUACUCUGAUAUUCAGAGUUGGCUUGAAUUAGGAAACAAGCAGAGAGCAACAGCUGCUACAGUAAUGAAUGACAAGAGCUCUAGAUCUCAUUCUGUCUUCACCCUUGUCAUGACACAAACCAAGGUAGACUUUGUGAAUGAAGAGCAGUGUGAUCGUAGGCUCACCAGUCACGUAAAUCUAAUUGAUCUGGCUGGCAGUGAGUGCUGUACAAAGGCUCAGACCACUGGAGAAAGGCUGAAGGAAGGUGUGAGUAUCAAUAAAUCACUGUUGACCCUUGGAAGGGUUAUUUCUGCACUGUCUAAACAAUCUCAAAAUGGAAAGAAAACUUUCAUUCCUUACCGGGAAUCUGUCCUUACUUGGCUGUUAAAGGAAAGUCUGGGUGGCAAUUCCCAGACCACCAUGAUUGCCACGGUGAGCCCAGCUGCCAGCAGCACGGAGGAGACGCUCAGCACCCUUCGCUACGCCAAACAGGCUUGUUCCAUUAUCAACACUGCCAAAGUCAAUGAAGAUGUAAAUGUCAGACUAAUCAGAGAACUAAAAGCUGAAAUUGAAAAACUGAAGGCAGCUCGGAAAAGUGCUCUGAACACUGAUCGUGAAAAAUACAGGCGUUAUUUGCAGGAAAUUACAUCUCUGAGGGUAGAAUUGCACCAGCAGGAGAGGAACAUGGCAGAAAUGCAAAGGGCCUGGAAAGGAAAACUUGAAGAAGCAGAAAAAAGGAAAUUGGAAGAUAUAAAAGAAUUACAGAAAGCUGGAAUUGCAUUCAAAAUGGACAAUAAUUUACCAAACCUUGUCAAUCUCAAUGAGGAUCCUCAGCUUUCUGAGGUGCUGUUAUAUAUGAUCAAAGAAGGAGAAACUACAGUUGGAAGGUGUACACCAAAUUCAAAACAUGAUAUCCAGCUUUCAGGAGUGCUGAUUGCUGAUGACCAUUGUGUUAUUAAAAAUACUGAUGGCAAAGUAAGUAUUAUUCCACUUAGAGAAGCGAAGACAUAUGUAAAUGGGAAAUGCAUUUUGGACCCAACAAUUCUGCAUCACGGUGAUCGAGUGAUCCUUGGGGGAGACCAUUAUUUCAGGUUUAAUCAUCCAGCAGAGGUUCAGAAAGUUAAAACACCUUCUUGUGGCACUUCGUGUUUACAUGAUGGUCCAAAAGAUUUUGAAUUUGCAAAGAAUGAGCUGCUUGUUGCACAGCGAGCACAGCUUGAAUCAGAAAUUGAAGAGGCACGACUCAAAGCCAAGGAAGAAAUGAUGCAAAGUGUCCAAAUAGCAAAAGAGAUGGUUCAGCUAGAACUGACCUCACAAAAAGAAGCGUAUGAAAGCAAAAUAAAAUCCCUGGAAGCAGAGGUGAGAGAAGAAUCUCGUAAGAAGCAAAUCCAAGAACUGAAUAACCAAAAAGCCACAACUAAAAUACAGGAGCUGGAGAAUGCAAAGAAAAGCCUUGAGCUAGAACUCCACUUCAAUAAGAAGCGUUUAGAAAUGGAGACCUUAGCUACCAAGCAGGCUCUAGAAGACCAUACUAUUCGUCAUGCAAAGAUAGUGGAAGCUCUGGAAGCUGAGAAGCAGAAAAUUGCUGAGGAAAUACAAACCCUUCAGAAGAAUCAUGGAAGUGGGAAUAAACCUGUGAUGACUCCACUGAACUGGAAGUCUCUGAAGCUGUCUGUGAUGAUUAAAGAGGCUAACACCAUUAGCAAUGCAUUAGGGAAAAACACUGUUUUCUGCAGGCAUGACAAAAUUGAUGAUAAAACAGGAACAGGGUCUUCUAUUCAGGUGCAGGUCCGUAACAUCAAACUGGGAAUAACAACUUUUUGGAGCCUAGAGAAAUUUGAAUGUAAACUAGCAGCAAUGAAAGAACUCUAUGAGAGUAACGAUAGAAAUAAAGCUGUUGUUGAUGUGUUUUAUGAUCCUGCUGAUGAGUGGGAACCUGACCUUUCAGACAGCUCCAUUUCCUUGCUUUCUAGAAGAAGAAGCAGAAGCUUCAUGAAGAACAAGAGAAUUUCUGGAUGUUUGUCCGAGAUAAAAUUGCAAUCUAUUCAGAAUAAACAGACUUCCUAUCUAUCAGAUUCACUGAACAAGUCCAGCAUAUGCUCAGGCAUUUCUGAAUUGUUUCUUCCUGGAAUUUGCAAGGAAUCUAUAAGUUCAGCUUUAGAUUUGCUGGAACAGAAUCAUGAAGGAGGAAAAAGCAUAGCAGAUAGUCUCCUAACUAAUUUAUUUAUAAUUUUUUCUGGAGCGUCUGCCAUUUCAAAAGCCUAUGAACAGCAAGAUGAAGAAUGUCAGGAAAACUUUUUCUCUCUUGAUCGUGCUGCUCAGUCCUACAGCAUCAGAAUUGUCUCUGCUUUUGACCAGAUUGUGGUUCUAAGUAAACUCUGGCUUAAUAAUGUCCAAAAGUGUCCUGGAUCUAGAAAAGUUGAUGAAGAAAUGAAACAGGAAAUAAAGAACUUGGGAGGUUAUUUACAGUUGCUGUUGCAGGGGUGUUCUUCAGAUAUAUCCUCGAUGGUAGCAGAAGCAUGGAGCAAAGUAAACCAAACAGUAAAACAAGCAGUGAAAUACACAGGACACGUGGCAGUAGUCACAACAACUGAUAUUUCAUUUCCUGAAGAGAGCAACAUUCCUGCCUCUAGUCUACAGGAAUUUGUACUUGCCAUUUACGAUGGAGUAGGCUCAGGACUGGAGUGUCUCAUUGAUGCUGUACAGGAGAAAGCAAGAACAGUGCAGAAAGAACUUGUGAAACAAUGUCCACAAAAUGAGAUUCAAAAUCGAAUAAAGGAUAACGUGGUGGCAUUAGCCAGAUUCCUUGAAAAUAAUAUGUCUUACUGCAGAAAGAAAGAAACAGAAUCUCAGUUGCCAGAAGAAGACUCUCUAUAUCGAGAAAUAAGGAGGAGCACUAAGAUUGCUGUGAAGUAUUUGGAGCUGGAGCAGUGUUUGACUGAAAUCUGUCAAAUUGUUUCUUCCAUGUUGCAAGGGUUAUACAGAAACACCAGCCCUCUCAGGAGCUUUGCAGAAAAUAUUUCUGUCAUUGCCGGAUAUUUUAACAACUAUUUCCGUUUAUUUGCCUUGUCCUCUGCAAACAACCCUAUCCAGAAAAUGCACGUGCCUUUUAUGGACCUGGAGGGAUUGGACUCUCUGGUUGAUUCCCUUAUUAUGAAUUUUGAACUUGAACAAGGACAGCCAUCACUGCAAUCUCAAAUUAUUUGUAAUGAAAUUACUGAGACUCGAGGAGGCCAGGUUGAAACAAGUCAGGUUGAAUCUGCUUGGAAAUCGAAUGGGAUUCCAGAAUGCAAACAGACUCCAGAGCUUUCACCUGGUAGGAUAGAAUGGGUAUAAAAUGUUAAUAUUAAGAAAUUAAAAAGCACUCUUUUCUAUUGCAACAUAUCACAUAAAGCUAAAAUUUAUUGCUAAUAUUAUUAGUGAAUGAGUGGUGGGAAAGUGAAAUGCUAUGUUUGUGUAAGUACCCUAUUAUUUCACCAAAGAAAAAAUACACUCCUUGAGAGGCUGUCAAACUUCACAAUAUAAUUCCUUUUGUUUUACUAGAAGUCUAUUACUACCUAAUUUUGUAAGAAAUAAAUUAAUUUCUUUGAAUUUUACUUCACCUCAGCUGCAUUAUAACCUAGUAAUGCUACUGCAACUUGAAAGUGUUUUUUAUGCCUUUUUUUGAACAGAGUAAAAUUUUUGUAUUUAUUUAUGUAAAAGAAAACAAUGAGAGCUAGUAAAAGUACUUUACAACCUUAUUUGAUGAAUGCUUUUUAAAGUGGUUUUAGUACUAUUCAUGUUGGAAUAGAAGCAUAUCUGUUUUAACAUAACAUAUAAAUUAUCCCAGGUCAUACAGUGCUCCUCAAUCCACUGCUCCCUUGUGCUUAUCACUGUUUAAUGUCUUACUUUUGGUCUGCUGGCUGAGGUUAACAGGAAGGAUGGAAGUUAAUUUGCAUGGGUUUGAGGAGGCCUGGACUGAGCACAAUUUACUCACAAGAGUGCUGAGAAAUUCUUAAGGUAAACCUAAGGUUUUUUCCUAUACAUCAAUGUGCCUGUUGUGGUUUAAGCCCAGGUGGAAACUAAACACCACGCAGCCACUCUCUUGCCUCCCCCACCUGUGGGGGAGAAUCAGAAGGGUAAAAAUUAGAAAAUUCCUGGCUUGAAAUAUAGACAGCUUAUGGGGGAAAGCAAAAGCCAUACACACAAGCAAAGCAAAACCAGGAAUUAAUUCACUGCUUCCCACGGUCUUCCCCAUGGGCUGCAGAGGAAUCUCUGGUCCCAUACCUGGAGCAUCUCCUCUGCUCCAGCAGGGGCUCAUUGGUCCUUCCCAGAGACUGCACUUCCUCAUUAACUGCUCCAGUGUGAGUCUCUUUCACAGAGUGCAGUCCUUCAGGAGCAGCCUGCUCCCGUUUGGAUCCCUCAUGAAGUUACAAGUCCUGCCAACAAACCUGUUCCAGCACGGUCUCUUUUCUUCUUGUGUCCACAGGUCCCUGCCAGGAGCCUUCUCCCUCCCUGGCUUGCCCUGGCUUUCCCUCCUUCAGGCCCACCUGUGCCAGUGUGGGCUCCUCCAUGGGCUGCGGGUGGAUCUCUGCUUCCACAUGGACCCAACCCCAGGUCCCAGGUCUCUGGUUGUGUUCACACUGGAUGUCCAGUCCAUUCUGCUCAGCAAUAAUAAAAAAAAUGUCUCUUUUAUCAUCCUUGUGUUCAGCACAAAUCCAAACCAUUGUCCUAAACCAGCUGUGGAGAUUGACUGACACUGACUCAGCUUAUGCCAGCAAAGCCAAGGCAGUUUGUUACACUGGGUUACCAGUAUUUAUAGGUCACUAUGAAUUCUGUUUGUACAGAAUUUUCCACAUCCAUGCCUUUGUCCAAUCCCCUUAGAAAUAUGAUAUUCUGAAUAUCCUUCUUACACUAGUCAUGUCCUUCAUUAUGUCUUUCACCAGCAAAGCUCUUGUUGCAUUUCCCUUCAUCGAAGUGGUCAGCGUCAGAGUGACCAGACAUGAUGUCUUCACUUCUGCUUGUGCCUUGAGUUUAUCUGUCCCUUGGCUCUCACUGUACCGGGGCUGAAAGGUCUGCGGUGCCACCCAGUUCAGCUUCUGUAGUUCUCUGAUCUCUGACAAUAAGCUGCCUUGAAAAAAAAUUAACCCAGUCUAAGCCAAAACCAGCACAGCUUCCAAGGGGGAUAUUCAUGGCUAUGAUCUCUCAUUCUGGGGAAGAUGUCCAGCACCUUGAGAAUGUCAGUCUUUGAGGACUUGGAAAGCUUUUAUGUGAGAAGACUGCAGUAGAAUCAAUGAUCAUGAUCUUUUGAAUAUUUGAGUUAUAAUUGAUGCUGUUAUUCAGUGAUUUUGUGCUUUUCUGAUGCAGGGGAAAUGGGGAAGGUAAUUAUGUUGCUCCAGUAACCCACAUAUGUAUUUCCUAAAGACUACUACGCUGUAGUACUUUCCCCAAAAAUGUCUAGCAGUGCAGUCCUGCCACCAAAAAUACUCAGCACUUUUUCUUGCGGCUAAUUAUUUCCUUCUUACAUGAGGUGUGAUGCUUAAUUGCUUUCUUAAUGUAAAGGCCUUUGCAAGUUUACUCAAGGGUUAAGAAAGUAUAUUCAGUUGUUCAGAUUUUUAUGCCUUUAAAAUGAAGAGAAGCUUGAUAUAUUUAUACUUGUGUAAAUGUAUUAUUUUGUAUUUGGCGGAAGUUCUAAAAAUGUAACUGGUUCUUUUUUGUGUUGUGUAUCUAAGCAUGGGAAAUGUAAACAGUAAAACUACGUCAUGGACCUGA
Molecule: messenger RNA, 7468 nt
Organism: Prinia subflava (tawny-flanked prinia)
Lineage: Eukaryota; Metazoa; Chordata; Aves; Passeriformes; Cisticolidae
Gene: KIF14
Product: kinesin family member 14
Exons: 30
Coding region: 152-5053 (1633 amino acids)
Biological process (GO): microtubule-based movement
Molecular function (GO): ATP binding; microtubule binding; microtubule motor activity
Source: RefSeq, a predicted model, not a curated record